Messenger RNA from Clunio marinus, 282 nucleotides. The record is from the annotation of a GenBank genome assembly. Lineage: Eukaryota; Metazoa; Arthropoda; Insecta; Diptera; Chironomidae.
AUGGAUGAUAUGAUGUUCAUUGAUUUUCUAAUCUUUAUUGUUGCUGAUCUAAAGCCUUUGGUAAAGAUUAGGAUUUCUUACGUCUUCAGGGUUAUAUUGAGGCAUUUUUGCACCAAUUUUUGCUUUGUUACUGUUUCUGACUUUUCGAAUAAAUUUUGGGAAAAUCAAUCACUCGUUGGAUUACCAACAAGGAGGUCACAUAAAUUUGGUCAAUUACCUAUAUUGACUGAACUGUUAGUUCAGUUUAUAUCCUUUGAUAGAAAUUUAUUUUUAAUGGUUUAA